Penicillium taxi is the source of this 501-nucleotide messenger RNA. RefSeq names its product Hsp20/alpha crystallin family protein. Gene Ontology annotation, biological process: response to salt stress; response to heat; response to hydrogen peroxide. The transcript has a single exon. Lineage: Eukaryota; Fungi; Ascomycota; Eurotiomycetes; Eurotiales; Aspergillaceae. The coding region runs from base 1 to 501 and encodes 166 amino acids. The record is from RefSeq and is a predicted model, not a curated record.
AUGUCUCUCUUCCGCAACAUCAACCACAACGGCGAAUUUGCCCCCCUGUUCCGUCUGCUCGAUGAUUAUGAUGUCCACCGCUCAAACCAGGGCCAGACCACAACUCGCUCAUUCGCUCCUCGAUUUGAUGUUCGAGAGAGCGACGAUGCUUACCACCUUGAUGGUGAGCUUCCUGGAAUUGCCCAGAAGGACAUCGAUAUCGAGUUCGCCGACCCGCAGACUUUGGUCGUGAAAGGCAGAGUCGAGCGUGAGUACACCACCUCUGAGCCUCCAGUCGAAGAUAAGAGUGAUGAUCAGGUUGAGAAGACCGAGAAGACUAGCAGCAAGGAGAAGCCACGCUUCUGGGCCAGUGAGCGCUCCAUUGGCGAGUUCCAGCGUAACUUUGCCUUCACUACUCGUGUCGACCAGGACAAUGUCAAGGCUAGCUUGAAGAACGGCAUCCUUUCCAUUACUGUGCCUAAGCAGACCGCUUCUGCCACGAAGAAGAUCACUGUUGAGUAG